AGAAGAGGGGAGAGGAAGGAGAAAGGUGAGGAAAGGUGGAGCAGGAGAGCAGAGUCGAGGGACCGAAGAAACAGUGGAGUAGGGGGGAACGGCAGCCGAGUGAGAGAGCUGGUCCGGUGCUGGCGGCCUCCGCGUGCUCCCCGGGCUCCGGGCAGGGGCUCGGCGGGGGCGCCAUGCCAGGGGGCUCUUAGUGUGGCCGGGGUCGCCUCCCGGAAGAGUCCGGGAGGCAGGGGGCAUGUCCAUGGCUAGAGCAGCGCCCUGGCGCCCGCUCCCCGGGCUGCUGCUCUUGCUGCUGCUGGCGUCGGACGGGACGCAAGGCCGGGCGCCUCUCGAGGCGGGGACUCAGGACAAGGGCGAGACGAAGCCCGGUGCGGGCGGCAGCCCCAGCCCCAGGCCCGAGAAGGCGCUGGAGGCGCCCAGUGAGUCCCCAGGAGCGGGCGGAGAAAGGUGUUUGGGCUAUUACGACGUGAUGGGUCAGUGGGACCCGCCGUUCAACUGCAGCACGGGGCCGUACCAUUACUGCUGCGGGACGUGUGGCUACCGCUUCUGCUGCCGGAACGCCCCGCGCCGCCUGGACCAGAGCCGCUGCUCCAACUACGACACGCCCAGCUGGCUGCAGACCGGCUCUCCGCGCUCGUCCGGAGGCUCCCUAGACGGCGGCGCGGGGAGCUCCGGGGCGCCCAGCCCGACUCGCGACCGUGCCCACGUAGCCGUCUACAGCGUGUGCGGUGUCGCGGCUGUGCUGGCGCUCGGCGCCAUGCUCACCCGCCUGGGACUGGACAAGGCGCGCAGCCCGCGGGCUGAGCGCGCUGUGGCCAGGACUCUGACUGACCUUUUGAAACAGCCCGGGCAGAGCCCCUCGGCCCCACUGCCCCCACCCCUGGGGAGCAGUGCGCAGCUGCAGAUGGGAGACAGCCUGCCUCGGGGCUCCCCCCGAAAUAGCACAGACAAAAAGCACUUGAACCACGCCUCUCUGGGGACUCCCAUGCCGCCCUCCCUGGGGCUUGGCCCUUCCCACGGACCCCGGCUGCACCCGGGCAGCAGCGUGGCCCUGCAGCCCGACUACAUCAAGCACGCCACCCCGAAGGCCGCCGAAAGUACCUCUGGAGAAUUCUACAAACGCUUCCCGUUGGUGGAUGUGCCUGUGCCCAGCACCGUGUCCCUCCCACCCCGGGUCCCCAGGCACCACAAGGAUCUGCCCCUGCUGCUGGACGGCUGCCCCUGGGCCACGCCAGGUCCCAGGGCCAAAGGGCUAAGAAGUGGUACUCGGCCAUCUGCCUUGGGGCCGAGCCCAGGGCCCCCCAGCUGCCCAGGCUGGGCCACUUCUCGGGUGCCUCCUAGGACCCCCCGUGGGUCCCGGACCCAGCCCUCCCCAGCUCCACGGCGGGCUCCAGGCCAUGUGCCCAAGCGUCAGUUCAGUUCAGAGCAGCUGAGUGAGGUCUUCAGUCACCAGCCUACUGGGGGGCCCCGCCAUCUGACCACCAAUAGCAAGGCUGAGGUCACAGUGUGAGGCCUCCCACUCCAGCUCCUCCUGGUGAGGGGCCUGCAGAAGCAGGGCUGGUGGCUGGAGAGCCCAGGCCCGGAUCUCCCGGGAGUGACCGACCUGACGUCCUCAGCCCUUAGGGCCCGUCUGGGUCCCUGCACUGUCACAGAUCUGGAGUCUAGGGAACUGGAUUCUAGGCCUGACCGCAGCUUCUUGUCUAUAGGACCCUGGGCAAGAUCAUUCCCCUCCGGGCCUGGGUCCUUCCCCUGGAGAAUGAGGGGCUGGUCCAGGGAACGUUCCCUAGAGCUGCCUGGCUGCCUUCUGUCUCUGAGCCAUCCCCAGGGCAUGUCCCCUCCCCCAGCCCAAGGCCAGACACUCCCUGGUUGGCUGGGGGGUCACCGAGCUCUGGCCUGUUUCUCUACUUCAGUAUCAAAGACUGCUGCCCUCGGUGGGAUUUGGAGCCUGCCUGGCUCACAGGUCCCUUCUGUCCAAAGGCCCUCUCGACCUUGGGCCUAAGGGCAGGAGUGGGGAGGAAGAAUGGGGCUGGGGGCAAGAAGAUGGAGGAAAGGGGGCGGUGGAGAGCAGGAAGCUGCAUCUAUCUGGGGUCCUUUGUAAAUAAAUCCAGCC
Phascolarctos cinereus (koala) is the source of this 2110-nucleotide messenger RNA. It is a transcript of the gene SHISA8, whose product is annotated as shisa family member 8. Lineage: Eukaryota; Metazoa; Chordata; Mammalia; Diprotodontia; Phascolarctidae. Gene Ontology annotation, biological process: regulation of short-term neuronal synaptic plasticity; regulation of AMPA receptor activity. The record is from RefSeq and is a predicted model, not a curated record. Gene Ontology annotation, cellular component: dendritic spine membrane; AMPA glutamate receptor complex; postsynaptic density.